AAACUUCAUGUUCGCCCUGGUGGCUUUAUUGCAGAAUCAAAUAAACCAAAAAAUGUCAACUCAUUUAUUGUUGUUGGAAUGCAUCAUCUCACCGCACUCCAACACGAAGCUCUCACUAUUUGGGAUGCCUCUCGUAACCACAUCGUCAGGUCAGACCUCCAUCUCAUUUUUACAACAGCAGAUGGCCCAGGGCUCAUGUAUUGGGAUGGGAUGGUAGGGCAUAGCAGCAAGAACGGAUGUUGUAUGUAUUGUGGAGUGAGAGGGAGGCGUAAA
Suillus subalutaceus is the source of this 273-nucleotide messenger RNA. RefSeq lists its product as uncharacterized. The record is from RefSeq and is a predicted model, not a curated record. NCBI's taxonomy places the organism in Eukaryota, Fungi, Basidiomycota, Agaricomycetes, Boletales, Suillaceae. The transcript has a single exon. The annotation marks the transcript as partial.